Molecule: messenger RNA, 1947 nt
Organism: Verticillium alfalfae VaMs.102
Lineage: Eukaryota; Fungi; Ascomycota; Sordariomycetes; Glomerellales; Plectosphaerellaceae
Product: phosphoglycerate mutase family protein
Exons: 2
Coding region: 1-1947 (648 amino acids)
Source: RefSeq, a predicted model, not a curated record
AUGGGACGCCCACCCGCAUACAUCUUUGUCGUCAGACACGGAGCUCGACUCGACCAGGCUGACAAGAAGUGGCACCUGUCCUCGCCAACACCCUACGAUCCUCCUCUGACCUACGGCGGCUGGCUGCAGGCGCAGGCCGCCGGUGCCAGGAUCGCUGCCAUCCUCCGGCAGGCGCAAGAAGACGCCGGCAACGACUCUCCGACAGCUCCGAGCAACAAGAGGAAGUUCAAGAUUGUUUGCCACAGCUCGCCCUUUCUACGGUGCAUACAAACAUCCGUCGCCAUCAGCGCCGGACUGGCCCAUGCCGCACCCCAAGCCUCAGCCACAACACCCUAUCAUCUCUCCAGUACAGCCCCUGAGAAGGUCAAUCCGCUGUCGGCCGACCCCAGCGUGCAGCCACUGUCAGGCGUCAUCCAAAAGACGCCCAUCCGAGUCGAUGCCUUCCUCGGAGAAUGGCUGAACCCCGAAUACUUUGAGGCCAUUGCUCGCCCGCCGAGCUCGCAACACAUGCUCGGCACCGCCAAGGUCGCGCUCCUCCGACAUGAGACCAUCAGCGCCUACGAGAGCUCUCGUCCCCAUGCAAGCUCCAUGACCUCACUGUCUCAUGGCCAGCUCUGGAGCAGCCCCAAAAUGUCAGCUGCGAAUGAACGGGCGAGCUCAGUAGACUCCAACUCGCCCUUGGGUCUCGAUGGCCUGCCCGCCAUGGCCAGCGCCCUGCCGAGGAAUCGCGCCGGUAGUGCGAACAGCGCCUCGAGCACCAGACGGUCUACCAGUCCCGACGACGGAUAUGUAGCGCCGACGCCCAAUUAUGCCAUAUCCACCAGCGGAAAGAUCCCCGACGGCUACGUCGCGCACGCCCGCGACGCCUGCGCCGUCGCUGAUUAUCAGUGGGACUCGAUGCAAGAGCCUCUAAACUGGGGUGACGGUGGUGUGUUUGGCGAAGAAUGGAUCUCCAUGCACCGGCGGUUCAGGGCUGGGUUUCAGAAGCUCGUAGACUGGUAUGCGACGGCCAAGAGCCCGGCCGAACUCGUGACUAAGACCGUACGGCUCGGUGCAACCACAACACCCCAUGCGCCUGUCUUUGACGAUGCCGACGAUGACGCAGAGGCUGUAGUCAUUCUCGUCUCACACGGCGCAGGGUGUAAUGCCAUGAUCGGCGCCAUCACGCGCCAGCCGGUCCUCAUGGAUGUCGGCGUGGCCACCGUGACGAUGGCUGCGCGAAAGGACAACGUCGACGGCGACGCCCCUAUGGUUCCAUUCAGCGAUCCCAGCGCGCCGAUGGUGCCGGGCAAGAUCCCGAUUGACCAGUACUAUGACCUGAAGAUCCAGGCGAGCAAUGAUCAUCUGCGUAACAUGUCCUCUACUGGCGGUGGCCUGUCGCGCGCGGCAUCCACCUCCUCGGCCCAUGUUCACACGCCACAUCCUCAGGCCAGAGGCCGCGUUUCGACCAUGUCCUCCGCGACGGGAUUGGGGUUUCACGACUUUGAUCUCGGCGGCUCCAGGAGCAAUUCGGCUAACGCCAACCUCGCGAGCAUGCGGCGCACAUCUUACACAACGUCACCCAUGCCUCGGGGCAUCGCGCUGAAUACGACCGGUAUCACUGUCGGCAGCGGCGCCACAACCUUUAGCCAACCUGUGUCGACGGGUCUCUGGUCGCCCUCGAGUCCUGUCGUCAGGCGCAGCGAAAGCGACGACGACGACCUCUUUCCCGACUUUGAUGGCCGGCGAUUCGCGGCGCCCAAGGCGCCGAGCCCAGAACUGAUCUCCCCGUCAAGCAGCCAUCCGCUGCAGAACAUCAGAGAGGAGCAGCCAAGGACCGUUCGGUCUCCCCACAGGCUGCAGGAGAUCUCCAGGCCGCCGUCGAGGGACGGAGACGACAGGAUGGAAGAGACGGUUCAGGCGGUGCCGGUUGCCAGCACGGGGGCUAGGGGUCUGUGGGGCGCGUGA